AUGAAGGUAGAAACACUUACUCUUGUGUUAGUUAAUUUAGCAGGUAUUAUGGAAAAAGCAGAUGAGUCAUUGUUACCAGGAGUCUAUAAAGAAGUUGGAGAUGCACUCCACACGGACCCAACCGGUUUAGGUUCACUCACGCUCUUCCGGUCCAUGGUCCAGUCCGCGUGUUAUCCUAUCGCGGCUUAUCUAGCUGCACGCCACAAUCGGGCUCAUGUUAUUGCCUAUGGUGCAUUUCUAUGGGCUGCAGCUACAUUUCUCGUCGCUUUCUCCACUACCUUCUUUCAAUUGGCAGUGUCAAGAGCUUUGAAUGGGAUUGGAUUAGCCAUAGUUUCACCUGCUAUUCAAUCACUAGUAGCUGACUCUUGUGAUGAAAAUAACCGCGGAAUGGCAUUCGGAUGGCUGCAAUUCACUAGCAACAUUGGUUCACUUGUUGGUGGUUAUGUUUCCUUAUUGAUAGCUCCUAUAACAUUCAUGAGAAUUCCUGGCUGGAGACUUUCUUUCCAUCUUGUUGGUUUGAUCAGUGUGGUUGUUGGCAUUCUAGUUCGUUUAUUCGCGACUGAUCCUCAUUUCCCAGAUGAUAAUCUGAGAUCUAGUAGUAAAGUUCAUGGAAGUUCCUAUUCCUUUAUAUCAGAAGUUCAAGGUCUACUUGAAGAAGCAAAAUCAGUCGUAAAGAUACCGUCUUUUCAGAUUAUUGUAGCUCAAGGUGUUAUGGGAUCUUUCCCUUGGUCAGCUUUGUCAUUUGCUCCAAUGUGGUUAGAACUUACUGGAUUUACUCAUGUGGAGACUGCUAUUCUUCUUAGUUUGUUUGUGGUUGGUGAUUCCAUUGGGAGUUUGUUUGGAGGCAGGAUGGGAGACGUUUUAUCGCGGAGUUUACCUAAUAGUGGAAGGAUAAUUUUGGCACAAAUAAGCUCAGGAACAGCUAUUCCACUUGCAGCAAUUCUUCUGCUUGCUUUGCCUGAUGAUCCUUCAUCAAUUUUCAUGCAUGGUUUGGUCUUGUUUGUGUCUGGAUUUUUCAUAUCUUGGACUGCACCAGCUACAAACAAUCCAAUUUUUGCAGAGAUAGUACACGAGAAGGCGCGAACGAGUGUCUAUGCUCUGGACCGAUCUUUUGAAUCUGUAUUAUCAUCAUUUGCUCCUCCUGUUGUUGGUCUACUGGCACAGGAUGUUUAUGGUUAUAUGCCAGUAACUCAAGGUGCUGAUAGUAUUUCUACAGACAGAGAAAAUGCUACGUCUUUGGCGAAGGCAUUGUUUACUGCAAUAGGAACUCCAAUGGCACUAUGUUGUGUUAUUUACUCUUUUCUUUAUUGCACCUAUCCAAGGGAUAAGGAGAAGGCUCAAAUGGAAGCUCUGAUCGAAUCCGAGAUGCAACUCUUAAGCUUGGAUCCUUCAUCUCUUACCGGACAAUAUUCACUAGUCAAGUCAUCCGAAAACCAAGAGGGUUAUAACGAUGGAAAAAUCGUAGAGGAAAUGGACUACAAUGAGGAUGAACUUGAUUUUGAGGAUGGUGAUGACAAGACAUUAAUCUACCGUCGUCCAACGAGUUCCAAAUUUGCUGAAUAGGAGGUACUCAAAUGAGUAAUAGACUUGAUGCAACUGACAGAUAAGUUGACGUUAAUAGCAGGUCUAAUUCCGCGACAAUAGAACAUAGACUAGAAUGACAUUUCAAUUAACAUAUGGACAACCAGAAUGCAGGACA
This is a messenger RNA of Solanum tuberosum (potato), 1699 nucleotides long. RefSeq names its product protein spinster homolog 3-like. The record is from RefSeq and is a predicted model, not a curated record. The coding region runs from base 1 to 1563 and encodes 520 amino acids. The transcript has 3 exons. Lineage: Eukaryota; Viridiplantae; Streptophyta; Magnoliopsida; Solanales; Solanaceae. Gene Ontology annotation, molecular function: transmembrane transporter activity. Gene Ontology annotation, biological process: transmembrane transport. Gene Ontology annotation, cellular component: membrane.